This is a messenger RNA of Scaptodrosophila lebanonensis, 5626 nucleotides long. It is a transcript of the gene Ca-Ma2d, whose product is annotated as voltage-dependent calcium channel subunit alpha-2/delta-3. Bases 329 to 3976 code for a protein of 1215 amino acids. Gene Ontology annotation, cellular component: voltage-gated calcium channel complex. The transcript has 12 exons. The record is from RefSeq and is a predicted model, not a curated record. Gene Ontology annotation, molecular function: voltage-gated calcium channel activity. Lineage: Eukaryota; Metazoa; Arthropoda; Insecta; Diptera; Drosophilidae.
UGCUUGUAGCUGAAAAUAAAUUGAAAAUUAAGAACAAUUUCGUUAAUUAUUUUUACAAUUCAACUGAUAUUUUCUAUUAAACGAAAUAUUGCGCAUACGCCGCGUGUGUCGUGUUGAAGUCGAAAAGUAACUGUGCGUCAGCGACCGACUCCACCCAAAAUUAUACACCAAAUAUGUACCAACAAAUCUAGAGUGUACGAGUAUUAUAACCAUAAAAAAAAAACCACAACACUUGCAUGGCAAAUGUUUAAAAUUGUGUUGGUUUGGCGAGCUCGUGAAUGCGUUGAAGAAUCUUAAAUAAAAGGAAAACAAGGAAAAUGCUAGAAAAAUGCUUGGUGCUGGCAAAAUGUUGAUGACACAUUUCUCUGUCAUUUCGACCGCAUUCCUCGCAAUUCAACCUCUAUUCCUGUUGUUGCUGUGUUUCGGGCCGCCUUCGUUGCCGUCGUCAUCGCCGCAUGGCGUCUCGAUUAUGGUGCGCGCCUCAGCCGCGGAUGAAGCUGUUGGAAAGUGGGCCGCCCAGUUCGGAGAUGAGUUGUGGGAACUGGCGCAGCGCAUGACCAAAUCGCAGGAAAUUAAGGAGAAAUACCGGGAAUACAAUGCACGCGUUGAGGAGAAAAAUGGCACAGAACUCAUUCAAUCGAUUACGGCGAAUGUGGGAAAAAUGUUGGCGCGCAAAAUGGACGCAGUCCGUUGUAUUCAGGAGAAGGCGGAGUCGGCCAAUAAGAACUUUGAGUUUAACUUCACGCAGGCCCUGGAGGAGGUCAAGUAUUAUUCCAGCAAGUAUUCCGCCUUCAAUGGAAAUCGAUCGGAGGAGCUGCUGGAGGGCAUGCAGAUAUAUGAGGAUAUGUAUUUAAAUUUGACGCUCAACCCGGACACGCACUUCUAUAACAUUUCGGUGGAUACACAGCACAGUGCCGUGCAUGUGCCUUCCAAUGUCUACGAUCGUAGUCCGCGCGUCCUGAAGACUAUAGCGUGGUCCGAUCAACUGGAUGAAGUGUUUCGUCAGAAUUAUCAGUCGGAUCCUGCAUUGUCUUGGCAAUACUUUGGAUCCGAUACGGGUAUUUUGCGACACUAUCCCGCCUCACAGUGGACGGACGGACGAGUUAAGAAGUUGGAUGCGGACACGUACGAUUGUCGCAAGCGUUCGUGGUAUAUCGAGACAGCCACUUGUUCCAAAGAUAUUGUCAUUCUGAUGGAUCAUUCGGGCUCCAUGACGGGCUUUCGCAGUCAUGUGGCCAAGUUUACAAUUCGCAGCAUACUGGACACCUUCUCGAACAAUGACUUCUUCAACAUAUAUAGCUACUCCGCUUCGGUAGAGGACAUAAUACCUUGCUUUAGUGAUGCCUUGGUGCAGGCCACCCCCGAAAAUAUAAACGUUUUCAACGAUGCCAUUGCCAAUCUGCCCGACCCGGAGGGUUAUGCGAAUGUUACGUUGGCUUAUGAGAAAGCGUUCCAGCUUUUGCGCAAAUAUUAUGUACAAAGGCGUUGCAAUGAGACCUCCACCUGCAAUCAGGCCAUUAUGUUGGUUACGGAUGGUGUGGCCGGCAAUACGACCGAUGUUUUCGAGAAGUAUAAUUGGGGCAAUGGCGAGAAUGGCACUUCGAACAUGAAUGUGCGGGUGUUCACAUAUCUGCUGGGCAAGGAGGUGACCAAGGUGCGGGAAAUCCAAUGGAUGGCCUGCCUAAAUCGUGGCUAUUACUCCCAUGUGCAAACGCUGGACGAAGUCCACGAAGAGGUGCUUAAAUAUGUAGAUGUUAUAGCCACACCGCUGGUUUUGCAGGAGGAACAGCAUCCACCGACCUGGACGCAUGCCUUUACGGACAAGACGUAUGAUCCGAAAAACUCUACCGAGCGCAGACCUCGUCUCAUGAUAGCUGUGGGCGUGCCCGCCUUUGAUGAUUCCUACAAGAAUAGCACCAUGAGGCGAGCACGUCUCCUGGGUGUGGCUGGCACGGAUGUGCCCGUUGAAGAUAUCGAUAAGCUUACAUUGCCCUACAAGCUCGGGGUCAAUGGCUACUCCUUUGUGGUGUCCAACAACGGCUACGUACUCCUCCAUCCCGAUCUACGCCCUAUUGGUUCCAAUGGUAAAAUGAAUCCCAACUAUAAUAGCAUAGACUUUACGGAAGUAGAGCAUCUCUUUGAGGACAACAGUCCCCGAGAGCCGGGAGAAUCAAUUCUACAGCUUCGCAGCGCCAUGGUGCGUCAUAAAUCGGGCGAAUUUAAGGAUAUUCCCGUCAAAUUUCACUUCGACAACAUGCGUCGUGUGUCGGAAGAGAAGCAGGAUUAUUUCUUCGCACCGCUGCCAAAUACGCCCUUCUCCCUCGGCAUCGUAUUACCCAGUAAAUAUGGCAAAACCUGGAUAAAAGUGAGCGAAGAAGUAAAGAAGAAUACUUAUAUGAACGUUAGCAUAUCGGAUUUCUUCAAGGGAGAAAACUGGAAGGUUCACCCGGAUUGGGUCUACUGCAAAUAUCAUUAUCUGGAGGGGCACGAGUUCAGGACACCCGAAGCCGAAUUGCGAGAAUUUCUUGGCAAAAUGGUCAAGCCCGACUGGAAAUGGGCCGAGCAAUAUGCCGAGGAUGAAAAUAAUGAGUCCAGCGACUUAAAUUGCGGCCGCAAAACUCUGGGCGAUGAUGCCUACUACUGUAACCAAGAGCUGGUCCAUUUGCUGGUUUUCGAUGCCAAGGUCACAAAUUCUAGUUACGGUGAAUGGAAAUUCGAGAAUGAAGAGGAGAAGGCUUUAAUCGAAAGCUUCGGUGCCACACUGCGCUUUGUGGCCACCAUGAGCGGCUUGACGCGUUGGCAAUUCAUUUAUGGCGAGGUGGAAGUGGACAACGAUCAGGAAUUCGGCGACUACCAUACAACAUCUAUUGAUGAGACUUGGUAUAAGAGCGCCAUACUGCAGCACCAUCAGGAGCGCGACAGCUUUGUCUACUCGGUCAAGCACUACAACGAUCCCGCCCAGGAUGCCGAACUGAAGGUCACCGCCUCGCACGCCAUUUUUCCACGCGAUGGAGUCAAGGAGGCGCCCGCUUGUGUCGUCGGCUUCCAAUUCUCGCAUGCGCGCAUGAUGGAGCGCUUCUUUAACAUCACAGCCGUAGAUAAUUGCCAUGGCUGUUUACCCACCUGCAUGGACGACGAUAUAGAUUGCUAUGUGAUCGACACGAAUGCUUAUAUUGUGGUUGGACAGAAUAUUAAUAGCACCGGCAAAUUCUUUGGUGAAUACCAUGGGGAUGUCAUGGCUGCGAUGGUGGAGAAGAAUAUAUACCAAAGCAUAGAUGUCUACGAUUAUCAGCAGCAAUGCCGACUGGAUUUGGAUUUGUCCAGCGAUGGACAUAUUUUAUUGCAUCCGAUUCGCCUGCUCAGUCUGGCUUGGAAAUGGUUGGUUGCUCAGCUUUUCUGGCAAUAUCAAAAGUUCCAAUGGUGGGUCGAUGGUGCGCCUUUUCUGGACUAUUUGGACGAUAUUGAGGACGAAUAUGUGGCUGUGGGUCCUAAUGGCCCAGCGGCUGCCAAACCCAAAGAGGAAUCCGAUGAGGGGGAUGCCAAAUUUCAAGAGCCCGAACCGGAACCCAUCUACAAGCCCUGCGACAUGCGCUCCACAUUGUAUGCGCUUCAACCCAAGGCGCUCGAUAAAAUUAACGACGUCAUAGAAAUGCCGUCAACGCGUCCAUUUCUGGUCAAGAAGAUAACCAACUCUAAUUUGGUAUUAAUUGUGGUUAAUGUAUUGAUGCCUUCGCGUGUCGUACACCUCACCACCGAGCCACAACGCAUUGAGGACUAUGAGCUGGACUUUCCCUGUUAUAAACUGAAUAUGAGUUUCUACGAGCGACGACGAAUUGAGGAAUGCUUUACAGAACAUCCUGACGAGGAACUUUUUACCUAUUGCGGCAAAUCCUCGCGGCUUAGUCUUGCACUUCAGCUGCUGCCAUUGACCUUGAUUUUGAUGUUCUUUUGGACGCGCCACUUUUUGCGUUUCUAGUCCUGCAAAGUGUUUCUAGUUAUAUAUACAAACCUAGUUUCGUUUUCUAGACUUUACACAAUUAUAUAGUUCAAUACUAGUCAAAAGUUUAACAGCAACCUUUACCAACAGCACAACAAUGUAUAAACAGCAAAAAUUUAAAUGAAAAAUGCUAGGCAUGUAAUCGGGGGAUGCGGAUCAAAAGUUCGAAGACAGGCAAUAUUAAGGGUAUGGCAAUUAUUUGUGAAAAAUGUGGGAAAAAUCACAACUUAAAUUAUUAUUUUCUUAACUAUUUUUUUAGUGCCACUUUGUCUGCUCGCCAACCCCUGUUUUGUUUUUAUGUAAACAUUAAGCUUAAAGCCCGCGUUUCAGAAACAGUUUUAAAACAUAGUUUUAAAUGUUCAAAUUGAAAAAUCUAUGCCAAAUGUGUAACAAGCGUCAUAACGUGUUGAUGAUGACAAUUAUUUUUGUAAUUUUAUAAAAUUAGUUGGAUCUUUUAUAAAAAAACAAACAAACAACAAAACUGAACCAGUAAACAAAUAAUGCAUCCAGAAACAAAAAAUAUAGUCAAUAAUAUUUACACAUACUAUUAAAAGCAAACAAAGAAUCCAACCGAAGAACAUCUUGAGUCUUUCAAAAUUCAUUAGCUUUUUUGUAUACAAUCAAAAGAAUUAUAAUUACGAUUUUUCAACAAGACAAAGUAAGAGGAGUGUUAUUAUAUAUACUAUAUUUCUUAAUGUUUAUAUAGAUAUUCAAUUAUGUUUUAUACAAUAUGUGUAUAUAUAUGUAUGCGUGUUUGUAACGUUUUUGUAUUGUAAUGUAUUUUGUGAGAAGCAUAAAUUUUGUUUUUCGCACUCUACUCGUAAAUAGGACCACCUGGCGAUUUUGGAAUUCUAUUUCCUAAUUACUGCCUCCUAAAAGCAAAAGUCUUAAAACUUGUUUAAGUUAAAAAACAAAAACAAAACCAAAACCAAAAACCAAAACAUUUGUUAACAAUUUAUUGUGUUUCUCGACUUCUAAGCUACCGACACAAACUUAGUAACAUAGAAACAAAAACCUAAAUGCCUUUGUAUUUCGAAUGUGGAAACAUUUUAUGAACUUUAUGAAUUUAGACAAUGAAGGAAAACCAAUUUAAAAUUAUACUUGUACGAUUAUGUAUAAGCGUAAGUAUAUACACUGUUUAUUUGUUGUUCUUUUUCUAAUUGAAAACUAAAUGAAAUCAAAAUGAAGUGCGGUCGUUGUCGGGUAAGUGGAACAGCGCGAAAUUUGAAUGCAAACAGUUAACUAUUAAAUGUAAUUAAAUAAUAUGCAAUUAAAUGUUUUUAUGGAUUACUGUGUAACAUAAUAUUUAUUUUUUGGAGUGUUUAAACGUUGUAAAGUGUAUGAACAAUUAACUUCUACUAGCAACAAAUGUACUGUUAUUCAUGGUUUUGCUGGAAAAUUCUUGACCUGAUUUCAAACUCAUAACAUAAUUUGCACAAAAACACUUCAAACGGCAAUCUAUAGCUUUGAAGUGCGCUUCUCUGUAUUUUCAAGCUGCUACAGCAAAGCCAUGUAUUAAAUUUAUAGUUAAAGAAGCUACAAGUCCAUUUAGCAAAACCAACAUUUUAAAAUGUCAUUAACAAAACAAAUAUUUAUAUAUAAGAAAAAUUCUAUUGAAAUUUUGAUGUU